AUGCCGGACGAGCUGACGGAGCCCGGGCGCGCCACGCCGGCCCGCGCCUCCUCCUUCCUCAUCGAGAACCUGCUGGCCGCCGAGGCCAAGGGCGCGGGGCGCGCCACCCAGGGCGACGGCGGCCGUGAGGACGAGGAGGAGGACGACGACCCCACGGACGACGACCCCGAGCAGGCGCGGCGGCGGCGGCUACAGCGGCGGCGGCAGCUGCGCGCGGGCACCGGGCCUGGCGCGGAGGCGCGGGCCCGGGCACUGCUCGGGCCGGGUGCGCUGGGCCUUGGGCCCCGGCCGCCCCCCGGUCCCGGGCCGCCCUACGCUCUGGGCGGCGGAGGCGCGACCCGCUGGUACCCACGCGCGCACGGCGGCUACGGAGGCGGCCUCAGCCCUGACACCAGCGACCGGGACUCCCCGGAGACCGGCGAGGAGAUGGGCCGAGCGGAGGGCGCCUGGCCGCGGGGCCCUGGGCCGGCCGCCGCGCAGCGCGACGCGGCGGAGCUGGCGGCGCGGGGCCCGGCGGCCGGGGCGGAGGAGGCGGCGGAGCUGGCCGAGACCCCGGCGGCGGCGGCGGCGGCGGGGGAGGCGCGCGGCGCAGGCGGCGGCCGCAAGAAGAAGACGCGCACCGUGUUCUCGCGCAGCCAGGUCUUCCAGCUCGAGUCCACCUUCGACCUGAAGCGCUACCUGAGCAGCGCCGAGCGCGCCGGCCUGGCCGCCUCGCUGCAGCUCACCGAGACGCAGGUCAAGAUCUGGUUCCAGAACCGCCGCAACAAGUGGAAGCGCCAGCUGGCGGCCGAGCUGGAGGCGGCCAGCCUGUCCCCGCCGGGCGCGCAGCGCCUCGUCCGAGUGCCGGUGCUGUACCACGAGAGCCCCCCGGCCGCCGCGGCCGCCGGGCCCCCCGCCGCGCUGCCCUUCCCGCUGGCGCCCGCCGCGCCCGCGCCGCCCCCGCCGCUGCUCGGCUUCUCCGGGGCGCUGGCCUACCCCCUGGCCGCCUUCCCGGCGGCCGCCUCCGUGCCCUUUCUGCGGGCGCAGAUGCCGGGGCUGGUGUGA
Molecule: messenger RNA, 1044 nt
Organism: Lepus europaeus (European hare)
Lineage: Eukaryota; Metazoa; Chordata; Mammalia; Lagomorpha; Leporidae
Gene: HMX1
Product: H6 family homeobox 1
Exons: 2
Coding region: 1-1044 (347 amino acids)
Biological process (GO): regulation of transcription by RNA polymerase II; negative regulation of DNA-templated transcription
Cellular component (GO): nucleus
Molecular function (GO): RNA polymerase II transcription regulatory region sequence-specific DNA binding; DNA-binding transcription factor activity, RNA polymerase II-specific
Source: RefSeq, a predicted model, not a curated record